Messenger RNA from Cokeromyces recurvatus, 1116 nucleotides. Its product is annotated as Alpha/Beta hydrolase protein. Lineage: Eukaryota; Fungi; Mucoromycota; Mucoromycetes; Mucorales; Mucoraceae. The record is from RefSeq and is a predicted model, not a curated record. The transcript is spliced from 2 exons. The coding region runs from base 1 to 1116 and encodes 371 amino acids.
AUGGGUACAAAAAAUAUUGCCGCUUUUGGCGGUGAUCCUGACAAUGUUACUGCAUUUGGAUCCUCAGCUGGUGCUGCUUGCAUCCUUGCUCUUAUCUUAACCCCACAUACGGGCGGACUCUUCCAUAACGUUAUCCUCCAAUCUCCACCCAUGUUUAUGUGCAAUCCAAGUGAUUGGUCUCAAUUCAAAGGCUCUAUUUUCUCCCGCUCUCUCGGUUUAGAUACGUCUAACUUACUGGAAGAAAUCCAACAAGUGCCUGUUGAAACUAUUUUAGAUGCCCAAACGUUCAUGACAACUUGGCCAAACUUUCUCGAGGGCCUAGCGCCUAUUGGCCCUAGUCAAGAUAAUCAUAUUUUAAAUUCCACCCUCUUGCAGCAUCUUCUGCAUCAUCCUUUACCAUCAGAACACCAGCAUCUUAAGUUUGUGAUGGGUUACACACGUGAUGAGUUUAAUUUCUUUUUUCCUUUUUUACCUAAUUUCCAAGACAUGGACGAUACCAUGUUUGUGCGCACCUACUUUACACAUGUCUUUGGCAAAAAUGCUCAACAUGCUUAUGAAAUUUAUAAGCAACACAUAGUGCCACCUAUGGUGCCACCCUCUGAAGUCACUCGUCAAAUGUGUUCAGACGUGAUGGCCUGUAUAGCUACUUUACUGACAGCUGAAAAUCUGUCAAAAAAUGGCCAUGCAGUCUGGGUCUAUGAAUGGGAUUAUGAAUCAAAUGAUGCCCAAAACAUAAUCAAGGCAGCACAUAUGGUAGACUCCGUCUUUUCGUGGGACAAUUUAGCCUAUUGGACAGAUAAUCCAUUUUUAGGACCUGGAAAUGAGUUUGAAAGGGAUCGUGUAGCAAAGCAAAUGUCAAGAGCAGUGGUGGCAUUUGCUUGUAACGGUAAUCCUAAUCAUGAAGGUAUAGCGUACUGGCCAACUUAUGAUGAAGAUUCAAAGGCUCUUGUGUUUGACAGAGAAGUAUACGUUCAACCUGAAAUUCAUAAAACAAGUAUAAGAUUAUGGAAGACAGAGCUAAAAGAAUAUGUAACGACACCUCUUUUCCCUGUUAAAAAGCAACAACAACAACAACAAGAAAAUAUAACAAACAGAAACAAAAAGCGGAAAAUAUAA